Messenger RNA from Olea europaea var. sylvestris, 949 nucleotides. Its product is annotated as U1 small nuclear ribonucleoprotein A-like. Bases 426 to 749 code for a protein of 107 amino acids. Gene Ontology annotation, biological process: mRNA splicing, via spliceosome. The transcript is spliced from 2 exons. Gene Ontology annotation, cellular component: U1 snRNP. NCBI's taxonomy places the organism in Eukaryota, Viridiplantae, Streptophyta, Magnoliopsida, Lamiales, Oleaceae. Gene Ontology annotation, molecular function: U1 snRNA binding. The record is from RefSeq and is a predicted model, not a curated record.
CGACAUUGAAUUUCGCCGCUCGAAUUCUCAGUUCGAACCUUUCCGUUCAGUUCACCGGUAGAAGAGACUAAACAGUGGCCAUGGCGGAGAAUACCCCCAACGACGGCGAUGUUCCUCCAAAAAUGACUAUUUACAUUAAUAACCUCAACGAAAAAAUUAAGCUUGACUGUAUUAAGCACAUUUAUAUUUAUGCCUGCAUUUUUACAUGCAUUUGGAUGCAAUUGAAUAUCUUUUUUAAGUAUUUCUGAAUGUAUUAUGUUCUAUAGAUUGAUUAUUUCUUUUUAAAAUUGAAGAAAUCGCUUCACGCUGUGUUUUCGCAAUUUGGGAAGAUUCCGGAGGUUUUGGCAUUCAAAAUCCUAAAACACAAGGGGCAAGCUUGGGUGAUUUUCGAGGAGGUUUCUUCUGCCAUUGAUGCACUUCGACAUAUGCUGCGAUUUCAUUUCCACGACAAGCCCAUGCUUUCUCAAAUUCCAUAUAUGGGGGCUAUAGCUGCUGUCCAGGAGGCACCAUCUCCACCAAAUAACAUUUUAUUUAAUCAGAAUCUUCCUUCCCAGACGACCCCAAUGAUGCUGCAAAUGCUUUAUUGUCAAUAUCCUGGAUUUAAGGAAGUUAGAAUGGUGGAAGCAAAACCCGGAAUUGCUUUUCUAGAAUACGAAAAUGAGAUGCAAUCAACUAUUGCAAUGCAGGGACUUCAGGGAUUCAAGAUAACCCAAGACAAUCCUUUGUUGAUUACCUAUGCAAAGAAGUAGACAACGUUUUUGUACUGUUUUGCCCAAGAGAGUGAAUGUUUCUCCGUAUUUAAUCAUUAUAAGCGGCAGCUUUCCGGUAGUACCUGUGUUGUAUUAUUACUUUCUCAAAUAUUAUGAGUGUCUAUUUUUCAAUUCAAUAUCUUUUUUGUGGUACUUCAGUUUAAGUAAUUUUGCUUGUGCUCUAGCCCAGGUACAUUGUA